GUGCCGGUCACCGGUGGAGCAACCAGGAGUGUACUGUGGAAAUUUCCGCUGGAAACAGUCAUCAGUAGCUACAAUGGUGCUGUGUACAGAGGACGUGCUACUACUAGCUCUUCUUAUCAAGAAGAGAAGGAAAAGAGUUAGGAGGUUUCGGAGGCAUCCUAUGCUGAUGACCAGACAUAGUAAAGGACUGUACUAUAUGUUAUUUGACGAUCUUUGUGCAAGUGGAAGUAAGUUUUUAAAUUAUUUUCGAAUGUCAAAACCUUCGUUUGAUGAACUGCUGGGACACAUCAAAGAUGAUAUCACUGUGCCAGAAACCCCUCUAAACAAAAGCAUCCCUGCAGAAGAAAAAUUGGCUCUCACAUUGAGAUACUUUGCUACUGGAACAUCAAUGACCGAUCUGCACUUUCAGUACAGAAUAAGCCAGCCUACGAUAUCUGUGAUUGUACGCCAAGUUUGCAAAGCUAUUUGGAACAGAAUGAGACAAAUCUGCUUUCCUACAUUGACAGAAGAAUACUGGCUGAAAACUGCUGCCGAGUUUUAUGAGAAGACGAAUUUCCCUCAUUGUUUGGGAGCGAUUGACGGCAAACAUAUUCGAGUCGUAAAACCGGAAAAAAGUGGAUCUCUCUACUUUAACUACAAGAACUACUUUUCCUUAAUACUGCUUGCUAUGUGUGACGCAUCAUAUAAAUUCAUUUUUAUAGACGUUGGUGCGUAUGGAAAGUCAUCCGAUUCAACUGUGUUUAAGGAGAGUGUUUUUUUUAAAACGCUAACUGGAAACAAGAUGAACAUCCCCCCUCCACAACAAUCAUUCACAGGUUUACCAGAAACUAUGCCACUGUGUUCGUCGGGGACGAAGCAUUUGGCCUUUCAAAGAACUUACUCCGACCUUAUGCAGGAAAAAUGCUCAACGUAAAGAAAAGAGUGUUCAACUAUCGUCUAUGCAGAGCGCGUAGGAACAUUGAGUGUUCAUUUGGCAUACUUGCUAACAAGUGGCGAAUCUUUCACCGGCCCCUAAAUGUCCAUUUGAGUUUGUGUGAAGACAUUGUUAAAGUCUGUUGUUUGCUCCACAACUUCGUCAGGGAAAGAGACGGGUUUAAAAUAGAAGAUACUCUGACAGUUGAAGGCUUGUUCGACCUAGACGCUUCAAGGGAGCAGCCCACAAAGAAGGCUACAAAACUGAGGGAUAAGUUUGCUGACUACUUCAUGAGUGAAAACGGUGCAGUUUCAUGGCAAAUGAACCGUAUUUAAUUGUAUAAAGCUUUAAAGUAUGAACAGAAAAUGGUUUUUAAAAAUGCUUUGAUUGUACAUAAUGUCUGGACAUGGUUAUUAAACAAAUACUGCUAAACACAUCAUGAAAUUUUCAUUAAACCCCGUAGGCUUAGUGAUGUGGGCCGGGUAAAUACUCAGCGGGUAGGUACUUAUAAAUUGGGUAUUUACCCUCACUUUUAAAUACAUGGGUAUUUUACAUCACUACGUAGGCUAGUUCACUUAGUUAAUGAAACAAGAUAUCACUUACACAUUACGUUUUUCUCUGUCAUGGGCCUUUCUUCAAAAUCAGCUAUGAAUAUCGUCAGCAAUUUACUCCAGGCGUUCAGCUUCUCGGUUUUAUCAGAAUAUAACUCCAAUCUGCUGUCCCAUAUUACCGGAAGUUUCUCCACCUCACAAAUUAGGUCUUCGGUGUUAAUUUUACUAUCCACAAAUUUCGUCAGUUCUUUUACCGAGUCAUCAGAUUUAUUCUGCCGUUUUUUCUUUUUUUCGCCAUCCCCUUGUUCAACAGGAACACUUUGUUCAUCUCGGACACGUUUGCUACUGUGGGCAGCCUCAC
Photinus pyralis (common eastern firefly) is the source of this 1825-nucleotide messenger RNA. RefSeq names its product protein ANTAGONIST OF LIKE HETEROCHROMATIN PROTEIN 1-like. NCBI's taxonomy places the organism in Eukaryota, Metazoa, Arthropoda, Insecta, Coleoptera, Lampyridae. The record is from RefSeq and is a predicted model, not a curated record. The coding region runs from base 74 to 913 and encodes 279 amino acids. The transcript has 2 exons.